AUGGCGUUGGCGGUGACGGUGACGGUGGCGGUGCCGCCGCCGUUCAGCCACCCCCUGCGCCGGGGCGACGACGGGUGGCUGCUGCUGCUGCUGUUGGUAAAGACGGCGGCCGACGGCGGCAGCGGCGGCGAGUGGUCUCGGCGGUGGCUGUGCGCCGACCGACGGCUGUUCCGGGUGCUGCUGCUUCUCGCGCCGUUGACGUUCGCCACCACCGCCGACGGCCAUCGCGGGACGCCAUCGUCGGCGAUGACCGCGACCGCCGGCAUGUCCAUGCUAGCCGACCGCGCUAUUGGUCGACGAGCUGAUUUCCGUGGGCACGCCAAAACAAAACAAAAAAAAAACAAAAAAAUAAAAACAUAA
This is a messenger RNA of Cinara cedri, 360 nucleotides long. The record is from the annotation of a GenBank genome assembly. NCBI's taxonomy places the organism in Eukaryota, Metazoa, Arthropoda, Insecta, Hemiptera, Aphididae.